AUGCAAGAGCCCAACCAAUCCUCUGUGACUGAAUUCCUCCUUCUGGGUUUCUCUCUCAGCUCCACGACCAGUCCUCUGCUCUUCUCUGCCUUCCUGAUCACCUACCUACUAAUUAUCCUGGGAAAUGGCUUCAUCACCAUCCUUAUCUGCCUAGACUCGCACCUCCACACACCCAUGUACUUCUUUAUUGGCACUCUUUCCAUGUUGGAUCUGGGAUACACCACAACGACAGUUCCCCAGAUGUCAGCACAUCUGGUCAGCCGGAAGAAGACAAUCUCUUUUGCCAGGUGUGUGACCCAAAUGUAUAUUUUCUUGGUGCUAGGCAUCACCGAGUCCUGGCGCUUUGCCAUCAUGUCUAUAGACAGGUAUGUGGCUAUCUGCCACCCACUUAGGUACAAGGUCAUCAUGAGUCCAUGUCUAUGUGGGAUAAUGGUAAUCUUCUGUGGCCUCUGGGGUGUCAUCGCUGCCCUUGUCUACACUUUCUUUGCCAUGCACCUACCCUACUGUGGCCCCAACCAGAUCAACCACUUCUUCUGUGAAGUCCCUGCAGUGCUGAAGCUGGCCUGUGCGGACACCUCACUCAAUGACCACGUUGACUUUAUUCUUGGCUUUAGUGUCAUCCUGAUCCCACUCUCUCUCAUACUUGGCAUCUACAUCAAUAUCUUCAUGGCCAUCUUAAAGAUUCGUUCGGCCCAGGGGCGGCUCAAAGCUUUCUCUACCUGUGCUUCCCAUAUCACUGUGGUCACCAUGUUCUGUGUGCCAGCCAUGGUCAUGUACAUGAGACCUGGCUCCGAGGCCUCUCCAGAGGAGGACAAGAAGCUGGCUCUGUUCUACAACGUCAUUUCUGCCUUUCUCAACCCCAUUAUCUACAGCCGCCGGAACAAGGAUGUGAAAAGGGCCUUCCUCAAGGUCACAGGCUGGGGCAGGGCCUCAGAAUAA
Molecule: messenger RNA, 939 nt
Organism: Echinops telfairi (small Madagascar hedgehog)
Lineage: Eukaryota; Metazoa; Chordata; Mammalia; Afrosoricida; Tenrecidae
Product: olfactory receptor 2D3-like
Exons: 1
Coding region: 1-939 (312 amino acids)
Biological process (GO): G protein-coupled receptor signaling pathway
Cellular component (GO): membrane
Molecular function (GO): G protein-coupled receptor activity; olfactory receptor activity
Source: RefSeq, a predicted model, not a curated record